CCCAUUGCCAUCCUAGGAGAACAUUAAGGUGUCAACGCGUCCGUAGUCGCUGGCGAGUGACCGUUUAGUUUAGCAGAGGUUUAAGUUUCAGUCAGCAGCGGGAACAAAUCAUAAAUGGGAACCCGAUCGGAGAAGGAUAAGGAUCUGGAACGCCUGAUUCCGGUGGUCGUUGGCGGUGGCUUAGAGAGCGGGGCUUGUUCCAAAUCAUCUUCUCCUUCCGAUUCCCCGCCAUCCUCGUACUCCUCUGGGAAAGAGGCGUUUGGCAAAGUGAUUCGUAGUUGGGCUUGGAAAAAGUUUAUUACUGGAUGUGUCAUCUUAUUUCCCAUAGCCAUAACCUUCUACAUAACAUGGUGGUUCAUUUAUUUUGUUGAUGGCUUCUUUUCUCCAAUCUAUAGUCACCUUGGAGUCAAUGUAUUUGGUCUUGGAUUUGUUACCUCUAUAACUUUCAUCUUUUUGGUUGGAGUGUUCAUCUCGUCAUGGGUAGGUGCUUCUCUACUUGGUUUAGGAGAGUGGUUCAUAAAAAAGAUGCCCCUCAUAAGUUAUGUGUAUUCUGCUUCCAAACAAAUCAGUGCAGCAAUUUCACCAGAUCAGAACUCUCACGCUUUCAAAGAAGUUGCGUUAAUAAAGCAUCCCCGCCAUGGAGAGUAUGCACUAGGCUUCAUCACUUCAUCUCUGGUUCUCCAGAAGAGUUCGGGUCCCGAGGAACUCUGUUGCGUCUACCUCCCAACUAACCACCUCUACCUUGGCGAUAUCUACUUGGUCAAUUCCAAAGACAUCAUGAGGCCAAACCUUUCAGUACGAGAAGCAAUAGAAAUUGUCAUCUCCGGUGGCUUGUCUAUACCCAAGGUACUGAAUGUGGUGGAUGCACAUUCGAUUCUAUCUCCAAGACUUGGGAAAUUUGCAAUUCCACGAGUUUGAUUUCUUGUGGGAAAAGAUACUCCUAAAACUGCAUGUAUCUCUCUUUUCUCAUGAGCAGCAGCUAUUCACGGACCAUUGAUUGAUGCUAGCGUCCUUGAGUUCUUUGAUCAUACACUGUCACAAACCAAUAAUACAAUGGCUGCGUUUGUUCUUUGGCGGACGGGCAAAAACGCCAUCCCGACACGCUGCUUUUUGUAGUGUUUUAGGCUCAACAGAUUUUGGCAUUUUGGUUUGAAACACUGAAGACAAACAUAGCCAAUUUCUCUAGACACAGUUGUUCUUUGUCUUUGCAUUUAGUAUCUAGUUUUUUGCUAGGCAGUUUUGGUCAUAGUCUUUCAUAGAGUCCUGUUGGGUUGGUUUGGAAUUUGGAGCAUCACUGGUGGUGGUGGCGGAGGUCCGGAGGAGACCGGCUGCGGCAGGUUGGUGGAGGAAGCAUUUUGGAAAUUUUGGCGGAUUCCAACAGCAGGAGCGGCUGAUCGGCUGGCGGCAGCUCGGGUAGCAACUCCUCCGGAGGUAUUCUUGUCCAAGUUAUAAAAAAACCUAAUUUGGAAAAUUCAGAAAUCUACUUCUACUUUUGCACUUUCUCCAUGUUUUAUUCCUAUUUGAGGAAUCGUCUUUAUAUACUACUAGUAGAGUAUUAGGCUUCACUAGGUGGAUGCUUUCCUUUAUGUUUCCUUCAUAUUGUGACUAAAUGAGUUUUAUCAAAAACAGUGCCCAAUCAACCUCAACUGUCAAAUUUUGUGGGAAUAUACCUCAUUUGGGUAACCCCACUUUUUAGCUUAUCAACCUUAUAAGUUAAUUUUUUAUUAAAC
Molecule: messenger RNA, 1730 nt
Organism: Cuscuta epithymum
Lineage: Eukaryota; Viridiplantae; Streptophyta; Magnoliopsida; Solanales; Convolvulaceae
Source: the annotation of a GenBank genome assembly